GGCCCCUCCCCCGGGCGGCUCCCGUGGUGCGGGCAGAGCCGUGCCGUGCCGUGCCGAGGCGAUCCGCGCCGUCCCGUUCCUGCCUGUCCGCGUCAUGUCGUCGGCCGGCAGCCUGAGCACCAUGCAGCGCCUGGUGGAGCAGCUGAAGCUGGAGGCCGCCGUGGAGAGGAUCAAGGUCUCCCAGGCAGCUGCAGAGCUCCAGCAAUACUGUAUGCAAAAUGCCUGCAAAGAUGCCUUGCUGGUUGGGGUUCCUGCAGGCAGCAAUCCCUUCCGCGAGCCCAGAUCCUGCACUCUGCUCUGAAGUCAGGGAAGGUCAUCAGGAGAUGCCUUGAAGCAUGACGUGACUAACUAUGGCCUUUUCCUCAAGAAAAGUGUCUCUGUGCCCUUACUUCCGUGUGGCUAAAACUUGGAUAUUUUUCUGUUCAUUCUAGUGCAUUCAUACCUCACUCCGUUUUACUAAUGUUUUUAUAGUUUUUUUAAUGUAAGUAGCAUUCUUUUUGUAAAAGUCACCAUUCUUACUACACUUUGCUAUCUGUACAAAUACUACUUGAGAAUUUUACAUUUUAGAAAACAAAAACAUGAUUAUUUUUACCAGAUUACCUAUUUCUAACUUGGUAGGUUGUUAGACUGGAGUGAUGGUAAAAACUAUUUGUAUUUUCCAAAACAGAACAUCUGAAAAGUGAACUGUUAAAACAUAAAAGCAAAUGCUGAUAGUCUUAUGAGAAAUGUUCUCAGAAGGAACUUUUCUUUAAAUAGCAAGACCUGAAACCAGCAAUACUUUUUUUUUUUUUCAAGUGUUUCUAAGUCCACAAAUGACACCUAUUAGAAACUGCUUGACACCGUGUGUAGCACAGUCUUGUUUCGCAAGGCACUUUACUUAUAAAAGUCCUAAACUGUUUAAUGCUUCUCAUAAUUUGUAUUCGUAAACAUACUGCCUUGGUGGAAUCUCAUGUUUAAAUGUUUAAAAUGUAACCAAACUCACUCUAAAAACACAUAAGCAUCCAAGGUCGGUUGCAUGCGUGACUUUCAGGGUUUGAGGUGCACAAAAUUACCAAGUUCCACAAAUAAAAUACGCUUGGUCACUUGCCUUCACUUUUCUAUAGAACACUUUUACAAGGACGACUUUUUUUACUAGGUUUUUCAUUUUGUUUACUUUCUAUUGUUUGUAUUAAUCUUCGAAAAGUUUGGAAAUAAAAUUCCUUUCCCUUCUGG
This is a messenger RNA of Numida meleagris (helmeted guineafowl), 1212 nucleotides long. RefSeq names its product G protein subunit gamma 10 (gene GNG10). Bases 95 to 301 code for a protein of 68 amino acids. Gene Ontology annotation, molecular function: G-protein beta-subunit binding. Gene Ontology annotation, cellular component: heterotrimeric G-protein complex. The transcript is spliced from 3 exons. The record is from RefSeq and is a predicted model, not a curated record. Gene Ontology annotation, biological process: G protein-coupled receptor signaling pathway. Lineage: Eukaryota; Metazoa; Chordata; Aves; Galliformes; Numididae.